AUGUGGUCAAUAUUAUCUAAUUAAGCCCAAUAGACUAUUAAGAUAAAUUGUAUGGGCCAAAUAAAUGGGCAGAGGCCCGUGUUGCUUGUUAGGGUUUAAUGGGAGCCCUAGCUAGACCAACACACUCUAUAAAUAGGCUAUGGUCCCCAAUACAUUGAACUACACCAAUUCACUUCUCUUCUCCCCAUCGGAAGAGAGACUUAGGCCUCGGGUUCAAUUGAGGAAGAUCCAGACGCCAUCUACCUUGUUCCAUUCCUCCUGCGGCAUCGCUAUGGAUCCAGUUGCUACCGCCAAUGCUCCUAAUUUUACCACUCAAGUCAAUGGAAUCCCGAUGCUUAAUGGAACAAAUUUCAAGUCUUGGAAAGAGGCUGUAGAAUUUGUUUUAGGAUGCAUGGAUUUAGAUCUGGCAUUAAGGACGGAGCGACCCACUUCCACUCCAGAAAACUCUAAUGAGGCGAAAAUUGAGAAGUGGGAUCGGUCCAACCGGAUGUGUCUAAUGAUUGUGAAGCGCACCAUUCCUGAGGCGUUUCGAGGCUCAAUUACGGAGGGUGAGAAUGCAAAAAGGUUUCUAAUGGAAAUUGAGCGAUUAUUUGCCAAGAAUGAAAAGGCUGAGACAAGUAGCCAUUUGGCUAAACUUGUCUCUAUGAGGUAUUCUGGCAAAGGAAACAUUCGUGAGUACAUUAUGGAGAUGUCUAAUCUCGCGUCAAAACUCAAGGAACUAAAGUUAGAGCUACCUGAGGAUUUGCUCGUUCACUUGGUUUUGAUCUCUCUUCCGGCCUACUUUGGGCAAUUCAUAGUGAGCUAUAACACUCAAAAGGACAAAUGGUCCCUUAAUGAGCUUAUAUCUCAUUGUGUGCAAGAGGAAGAGAGGCUGCAGAGAGAUAAGACAGAGAGUGCUCAUUUUGCUUCAACAUCUCACAAUAAGAAGAGAAAGAAGCAUGUGGUUGGUGCGGAAAAUUCUUCAAAGAAGAAGGCGAAGAAACAAGGUGAGGCAUUUGCUUGUUUUUUCUGCAAGAAAUCUGGACACACAAAAAGGGAGUGUUCUAAGUACGCCGCUUGGCGUGUGAAGAAGGGUUUGCCUGUGGAGUCGUCCACCAAAUGAUGCUGAAAAGUAUAUUUAUGUUGGUGAUGACUGAUGACAAUAAAGUGAAGUUCAAGCUAGAAGAAUUUUUUGAAUUAUUUUAUAAGGACUUGUUUUUUAUUUAUUUGAAUUUUAAUUGAGACAUUUUGUUACACCGUCUAUUAGGCGGUAUUUUAAUUAGUAUUUCUAUGUUGGACAAAUAAGGUUCCUAUUGUUCCUUCGGAAAUAAUAAAGUAAGUCUCUUUUAUAAUUCA
Molecule: messenger RNA, 1335 nt
Organism: Cuscuta epithymum
Lineage: Eukaryota; Viridiplantae; Streptophyta; Magnoliopsida; Solanales; Convolvulaceae
Source: the annotation of a GenBank genome assembly